UGUUUACUUCCGGGGGAAAGGUCAAAAACGUCCUUCGAGGUUCUUCUGGUUUAUGGGACAGAUUUCUUAGUUGAAAGUACUUGAGUGAGUUAUCAAGCCAUCAGUGUCAAAUAUGUCGUCUAAUAAACCCGUCGGACCUGCCUUACCCCCGAUGUUCAGGAAGGAGGAGAGCGAUGAAGAGUCUGUUAGUGAAGAAGGAUUCUCUGGCCCUGCUUUGCCUCCUGGUUAUAAACGGGGAGAGCUGUCGAGCUCCUCGGAUGAACAGGAGGUGGCGGUCAAAAGAGCGAAAACAAGUCACACAUCUGCAGACAGAUCUGCAGAAAAGGAGGAGAAAACAAAGGUUAAAGAAACAGAUGAUGAUGGUUUCUUUGGACCAGCCCUGCCACCAGGAUUUAAGAAACAACAGAGUUCACCAGAAAGGCCACCUGUGCUUGGACCAGCUUUGCCUCCUGGGUUUCGCAGAGCAGCAUACGAAAACAAUGAUAAUGAUGAUGGUGAAGAUGAAGAGAGUUUCCCAGGGCCUGCCCUCCCCCCAGGCUACCAGGUUGAGUCCUCCAGCAGCGAGGGAGAGGAUGUGAUUGGACCCAUGCCACCCAAAGGCCCUAUUCAAGACUCUGUGGCUCUGGACUUUGAGCGCAGAGCACGGAGGAUGAGAGACAAGCUGACAGGAGAUGACACACCUGAGGUGCUGAGCAGAGAAACAUGGAUGACAGAGCUGCCACCAGAACUGCAGCACAUUGGCUUGGGGGCUCGAACUUUCAAGAAGAGGUCGGGUCCAGAGAACAAGGAUCGCUCCAUGUGGACAGAUACACCAGCAGACAGAGAGCGCAAGAACAGAGAACGCCUUGAGAGAAAGAUGAAGGGUGAGGCGGAGAAAGAAGAUAUCCCACAAGUCCCCCGGAAGGACUUGGAAAUGGCAGAGAAAGUGUCUAAGUAUAAUGAGUCUAAACGUGCUGAGUCUCUGAUAAGUUUGCACACAAAGACAAUGAAAGAAAAAGCAAAGGAAAAGGCUGACAAACCAGUGGAGAGGAGACCAUUCGAUCGGGAUGAAGACCUUCAGGUGAAUCGCUUCGAUGAAGCGCAGAAGCAGCGGCUGCUGAAGAAAUCUCAGGAACUGAACACACGGUUCUCCCACAGCAAAGACCGAAUGUUUUUGUAAAAAAAUUUUAAAAUGUGAAAAUGUGCCGACUACCAAUUACAGUCUGGCUGGUGACAUUUUUGCAAAAAGUGUUUGUAUAAUAUGGAAUAUGUUUCUACAGAUAGUCAUGUGUUAUAAAAAUGAAGAAUUUAAAUUGUUGGUCUAUGAUAUAAACUAAACUGAACUAAAUAGGCUAUAAAAACAUGACAGACAUGUCCACUUAUGGGAGUUCAUGUCACUGAACGGGCAAAUAAUACUGGGAAAACUGGUAUUGUUCAUUUAGAAAAAUGUAGCACCAUGAUUCAUAAUAGACAAAAAUACCCCAACACAAUUGCAAUGAUAAAUGAAAAUUUACCCAACUGUAAGUGUAUGUAAUGACAUAAGAUAAAUUAUUGGUUUGUUAAGUACUGAAUCAGAUCAUCUCCUUUUGACGUAAGAAGUUUUGACCAAUAUUUAACAAGCCCUUUUUUAUGACUGCUUUUUGGCCAACCAGAUCAAUAAAAACUUUGGCCCUCAAUGCUCAACCUUGCUAGUAAUGCAGCCCUUUGUAUAUUGUGAUUGAUUUAUUUGAUGUUAUGUAAAACUUUGUACAGAUUGCUGGAAAAUCCAUUGUUAUGUUGCAUUAUCCUGUAGCUUUGCAAUCUUCCAUUUGUCCAAUAAGAGGCUUUGCAAAUUUGGCUUGUGUUUUUAAGUGGAUUAAAGUUUGUUUUUUUUAAGCCCAUAUGU
Messenger RNA from Micropterus salmoides (largemouth bass), 1864 nucleotides. RefSeq names its product GPALPP motifs containing 1 (gene gpalpp1). The record is from RefSeq and is a predicted model, not a curated record. Lineage: Eukaryota; Metazoa; Chordata; Actinopteri; Centrarchiformes; Centrarchidae. The transcript is spliced from 7 exons. The coding region runs from base 113 to 1159 and encodes 348 amino acids.